AUGUCGAGGGAUCACCCGAUUGGCUCGGACAAACCUGCGGCUGAGGGGUCACAUCCGAUUGGAGCUUCAGGGGAACAUCCCCCACACGGAGAUCUUCAUGGCGAACACCUCGCCACGACCUCAAAGCGCUAUUGGCGGAUAUUCAACAACCCGGGCCUGUCACCGCCCGACGGUGCCCCCGCCGACCCAUCGCCCGCUCGCACACCGCCUCAGGACGAGGUGCAGAAGGAGGUCCACAGGUCAAAAGGAGAGUUCGGGGAGGACGCACACCAGGGAUCUCCGUUUACGCCCGAGAUACAGGACCAGAUAGUCCCCUCGAACUUCCGACUCCCCUCCCUCGACGCUUACGACGGCUCUACCGACCGAGCGGACCAUGUAGUCGCUUUUCGCGCCCAGAUGGCGCUAUAUGGGACCUUUGAUGCUCUGAUGUGCAGAGCGUUUCCCACCACCCUGAGAGGGCCAGCCCGCGCGUGGUAUAGCGGCUUGAAGACCAAAACGAUCGCUUCCUUCGACCAGCUCGUCAAGGACUUCGAGCUCCACUUCGUGGCCUAUGCACGGCUGAAGCCUUCCGUGGUGCUUCUCCUCGGACUCAACCAGAGGGAGAACGAGCCCCUCUCCCAUUUUGUGAAUCGUUUUGCAACGCAGAUCCGGGGAUUACCGGACGCUCAUACUUCUCUAUUGAUGCAGGCGUUUAUGAUAGGCUUGCAUCCUUCCAGGUUCUUAUGGUCCCUCGUGGAGCGACCCCCCACCGCGGUGCCCGAAAUGCUCCAACACGCGAACCAGUUCAUCGCGGCCGAGGCUUGGAUGGCCGGGAAGCGGGAAGAGCACAAGAGGGGCAGGCCGGAGCCGGCUCGGGGACAACAGUCUGCCACGUCGAGGCGCAGGCUGGACCGACCUGACCCGCCUACGCUAAGGUCUCCUAUAUCCUCUUUGGGUGCAUCCCAAACGGAGAUAUUUCUCCAAAUAAGGGAAAAAGGGUUGCUCAAGGCCCCUGUUCCAAUGAAGAGCCCGCGGGAACUAGUUGACCGGUCCAAGUAUUGUUGCUUCCACCGGCAAAGCGGGCACGAUACUGAAGAAUGCCACGAGCUGCAGCGGCAAAUCGAGGAGCUCUUCUAUAGAGGACACCUCAGUUGGUUCGUCCAAGAGAAUAGGGGAUUGUUGCCCCAUCCGGAGGGUCCCGUUGAGCGCCACAUCGACAUCAUCACGGGCGGCCCAGCGUCCGGUGGGAUCAGCAUGUCCGGAAGGAAGGCAUACGCCCGCUCAGCUAGGGACGAUGCUACCCGACGCAGCCCCAACCCUGAGGUCGCAUUCCCCCCCAAGGGUGCUGAGCGACCAGAGCACGACGACGCGCUCGUGAUAAUGGCUCGAAUCGCCAAUGCCUAG
This is a messenger RNA of Musa acuminata AAA Group (dessert banana), 1383 nucleotides long. RefSeq lists its product as uncharacterized. The record is from RefSeq and is a predicted model, not a curated record. Bases 1 to 1383 code for a protein of 460 amino acids. The transcript has 2 exons. NCBI's taxonomy places the organism in Eukaryota, Viridiplantae, Streptophyta, Magnoliopsida, Zingiberales, Musaceae.